This is a messenger RNA of Tuber aestivum (summer truffle), 920 nucleotides long. The record is from the annotation of a GenBank genome assembly. NCBI's taxonomy places the organism in Eukaryota, Fungi, Ascomycota, Pezizomycetes, Pezizales, Tuberaceae.
AGCACAGCACAAUUUUUUUUCCCGUUCCCUCGGGGUGCGUGGUCCGCCAACAGCUGCCAUAUUACUAUCGCGGGUACUUUUAUAUAGUUAACUUACAUUUAAGCCGGAAAAAGUCCCUAAUCUCCAUGACACAAGCAACAUACAGUUCGCAAAACCGCUUAAGCAUUACAAAACCCGCAGUGGACUGUACAAAUAUCGUGCAAUAUCUUGUCAACAAGAAAAAAGAAAGAAAACAGGUUUAUCAAUGGCCGAGCCACAAGGAAACGAAGUCCGGACUGGGGAAAUCAUCACGAUCGCCUUCGCAAUCAUCACAGCCGUUGCCGGCCUGCUCCAAUUAUUCCCGGACUGGAGGUUCUGGGAGCCCAAACUGCCCGCUGUACGUUAAUCUGAUCCGGCGCUAACCUUCUCAGACCCCCCUGUCCUUUCCUUACACAUCUCGUGCACAUAGACUAAUAGCUUCAUAGCUACGUACUAAAAAUCAAGAACUUCGGUGAUAGCUUACCCACUACAGAUCUUUAAAACUCUUGCGCUUGGGCUAUAGCUAAUACUCUAUUAUUAGUCCGGUUUUUGUCUUCAACUGCGUCGGUCAACUAAACAUUCAAAAUCUGGAGCAUGAGAUUGACCUAGAGCAGGGUCCAUAUCCACUCUGGGGGAGGAGAGAUAUAGAGAGGCGGGUCAUGGAAGGGUAGAAAGGGAGCUGAGUAAGGGACAGAUAUAGCGGGAUCCUAGCAUGGUUCAAACCUUUCAUUUAUCUUAAGACUCAUUUCUCACGCAUUUCACUCAUUUAAAAACCCCUAGUUUCACACCAUUUCAUGUUUCGGGGCACCGAUUAACAUGUAUCAUAGGGAACCUUUUCUGUUUGUUUCUGUUUUUGCCUUUGUUUUAUUUAACCAACAACCAUGGGAGACUCUUCUGUUCAA